AUGGCUUCCAAGAUCGUCAAAACACUGGCCGUCAUGGCCGCAGCCAAGACCGUUGAAGCUCACACCUGGGUGGAAAUGAUCCGUCGUAUCUCGUCAAGCGGUGCCUUUGUCGGAGAGACUGGCUAUGCCAUGGGCCACAUGAACCGCACCGAUACUGGCUUCGCCGAUACUGCCGUCCAAGUCAAGUUUCUCGAUGUCACCUCAAAUCCGGCCGUAUGUGGUGAUAUUGGAAAGGCUGGCUACACCAACGCAGCCUACCCGCAACUCUCAGCAUCACCCGGCGAGUACGUCGCCAUGCAAUAUGCCGAAAACGGCCAUGUGAGCUUUCCCGACCUGACGCCGCGAGGUUACCUUGGUGGAAAUGUCAUGAUCUACGCCACUACCGAGGACGUUACCGACGUUGGCAUCAACGACGCCCUGUACUCGUGGAACGCCGAGGGUACUGGCGGUAACGGCAAGGGCAAGCUCAUUGCCAGCCACUUCUUCGAUGACGGCCAAUGCUUUGAAAACCCCAACAGCUCGCCCAUCCGUGAUGAGCGAGCCGCCAAGACCAACGUCAGCAGCUUGCUCUGCCAGAGUGUCGCUCAGCUGCCCGAGGACCUCGAGACCGACGGUACUGUCAACCUUUUGUGGAUCUGGGACUGGGGCCAGAACCCCAACAUUGCUGGCGAGAACACGACUGAAAUCUACACGAGCUGCAUGACGGUCAACCUCACGGCCAGCGACACGGACGCUGCCACCAGCGUCAAGGCAUUUUCGUGGUCCAAGAAUGUUGACAUUAGUGAUGCCGCAAUUCCCGGCCAGAUCUCGACUCUCAUUGAGGUUGAGCAGCGCGGAACCGGUAGCGCUUCACCGGCAGCCGUCACUGAUGUCCCCGUCGCCACUGGUGGUGCUAGUGGCAAUGCUACCAUCACUGCUACAGCUACCACGACCGCCUCGGGCUCCAAGUCCACCCACAAGUCCACCAAGACCCGCAGCCGGAGUGGCAUCACGACCGUGACAGUGACCGCCGACGCCGAAACCGUCACCCAUUACCAGACCAUCACUGUCGAGGCCGGAGCUGGUAACAGCGAGGCCACCACCACUCGUCAAUCUUCGGCCGCUGCCACGACGAGUGCCUCGGGCCUCAAGACUUCCGUCAGGAGUUCCAGCAGCUCCUCGAGCCAGGCUGGAGGCAUUGAUAUCAGCAUUGCCCCCUUUCUCAAGGCACGCUCCACAGGCCAGGCUCGUCGCUUGCAGUAA
Pestalotiopsis fici W106-1 is the source of this 1242-nucleotide messenger RNA. RefSeq lists its product as uncharacterized. The record is from RefSeq and is a predicted model, not a curated record. Lineage: Eukaryota; Fungi; Ascomycota; Sordariomycetes; Amphisphaeriales; Sporocadaceae. The transcript has a single exon. Bases 1 to 1242 code for a protein of 413 amino acids.